Messenger RNA from Pediculus humanus corporis (human body louse), 564 nucleotides. RefSeq names its product Small nuclear ribonucleoprotein-associated protein B, putative. Gene Ontology annotation, cellular component: U4/U6 x U5 tri-snRNP complex; catalytic step 2 spliceosome; cytoplasm. Gene Ontology annotation, biological process: mRNA splicing, via spliceosome. The record is from RefSeq and is a predicted model, not a curated record. Gene Ontology annotation, molecular function: RNA binding. Lineage: Eukaryota; Metazoa; Arthropoda; Insecta; Psocodea; Pediculidae. The transcript has 2 exons. The coding region runs from base 1 to 564 and encodes 187 amino acids.
AUGUUACAGCACAUAAAUUAUAGAAUCCGUAUCACACUUCAGGAUUCAAGAACAUUUAUAGGAACUUUUAAAGCUUUUGACAAACAUAUGAAUCUUAUACUUGGAGAUUGUGAAGAAUUUCGUAGGACCAAACCAAAAAAUUCUAAAGAAGCAGAAAGAGAUGAAAAAAGGUCAUUAGGAUUUGUACUAUUAAGAGGUCAAAAUAUAGUAUCAUUAACAGUAGAAGGACCCCCACCUCCUGAAGAAGGUUUACCUAGAGUUCCUAUACCAGGUGCCGGACCAGGACCUGGUAUUGGCAAAGCAGCAGGAAGAGGUUUACCAAUGGGACAGAUUAUUCCAGCAGGAUUACAAGGACCUGUUAGAGGGGUUGGUGGGCCAUCACAACAAGUAAUGACACCUGGUCAGGGUCAAAUGGCAGCUCCUCCACAUUUACGACCACCGGGUCCUGGUCCAGUUCGUGGCCCCCCUGGUCCAAUGAUGGGACCUCCACCUGGAAUGAUGGGCAUGGCACCAGGCAUUGGAAGAGGAGGACCACCAAUUGGGCAUCCACCUCCUAGAUAUUAA